CAACGCCUUCUUUCGCCAAAGGAAAGAGAGACUGUAGAAGCCUCUAGAACCUUCUUUUUAAUAAGCAGGAAGCAGAAGCUGGCCGGCAAUGGAGCGGGUGGCGGCGCUGGCGUCGGAGCGGGCGGUGGUGGUGUUCACAGCGAGCAACUGCAGCAUGGGCAACGUCGUGGUCUCGCUGCUGAGCAGCCUGGGCGUGAACGCCGCCGUGCACGAGGUGGACAGGGACCCCCGCGGCCGGGAGAUGGAGCAGGAUCUCGCCAGGAGGCUCGCCGGCAGCAGCGGCGGCACACCCACCGUGCCGGCGGUGUUCGUGGGCGGCAACCUUGUCGGAGGGACGGCCAGGGUCAUGGCGCUGCACCUCGCCGGCGAGCUCGUGCCCUUGCUCAGGAGCGCCGGCGCGCUCUGGCUGUAGGAUCACGGAGCGAGCGACGACGACGUGCAUGAACGCGUUGCAUGCGCAUGCAACGAUAGCUUUCUUUUUUUUUUCCUCGUCGAAUGAUGCACAUACGGGGAUAAAAGAGCUGACGAGAAGAUGAAAACAGCUGAUAUGAUGAUGUACAGAAGCUGAACUCUGCGUGAUCAAGGCCAAGUUUUUCUUCCUUUUCUUUUUCGUCUUGUGCCGAUGAUAAGAAUAACGAAGCUGGCGAGUAGUAUACGGUUUAAACAUGCCGCGCGCAUAAUGUUUUUGGACCUUGUUUGUAAGAAUGGAUUGGAACUAAUUUA
Messenger RNA from Setaria italica (foxtail millet), 723 nucleotides. Its product is annotated as glutaredoxin-C10. The record is from RefSeq and is a predicted model, not a curated record. The transcript has a single exon. Bases 89 to 412 code for a protein of 107 amino acids. Lineage: Eukaryota; Viridiplantae; Streptophyta; Magnoliopsida; Poales; Poaceae.